This is a messenger RNA of Gordionus sp. m RMFG-2023, 3723 nucleotides long. RefSeq lists its product as uncharacterized. The coding region runs from base 48 to 3662 and encodes 1204 amino acids. The record is from RefSeq and is a predicted model, not a curated record. NCBI's taxonomy places the organism in Eukaryota, Metazoa, Nematomorpha, Gordioida, Chordodea, Parachordodidae. The transcript has 12 exons.
CAAAAAUUAAUCUUUCAUAAGAAGGGUUUUCGUGAGAGAAAAUAUCGAUGAAAGAUCCAAACAAUAUUUUAGGAUCCAUUCCUACUCCUUCAUACGUGUCAGAUAUCGUGAAGAAAAUUUCUCGUCAAGAAUCCGUCGAUAAUUUAUGGGAACCUCCCGAUCCUCCAAGCGAGCGUGUGCGUGGAGGAAUCAUCCCGAUUUCUAAGAUUAAGGUUUAUGUAAAAUUGUACCGACAAGGAGAAAAUAAGAAUAAUGAUGCCAGUGAUUCGUUCAUCUCAUCAUGCACCGCGAGCAAUAAAAUCUCAUUAAAAUUUAUCGAACAUUUGAACGAUUCCGUCAUCAACGAUGAUUGGUUGGAUGAUGAUAAUAACGCAGAGGUAUUGGAUCUAAAGGCGAGAUUUAGAUCUCUGAAUAAAUCUCCGACUUACUCCUUUGAUUACGUUUUCUCCCCCGGCUCCAUCAAGACCGAAAAUGCUUUUCAUAUUUUGAAAGAUAUAAUUCCCGACUUUUUCGAUGGCAAAUCUUCCACCAUUGUAGUCAGCGGUACCUCGGACCAAGAAAUAUUGGAUUCCCUGAUAGGCAGAUUUGGAGCUCACGAAACCGGACUAUUGACGGGUGCGAUAUAUUUGACUUCCAAAGUAAUCGAUUCGAUCGGAUAUAAAAAAGAAUCCGAACUACCUCAUUUCGAAUUGACUUUUUCUAAGUCCUUGAUCCCGUUAGCUCAAUCGAAUACAAACGAAAUUGUUGCGCCUAUCCAAUUUUCGAUCGUUCUUAAUCACCGUGCCUCUUCCCUAUUAGUCGAUACACUUAAAAACGAAUACCUCACUCAUUCAAAUCACUCGCGGACCAAUCACCAGCUCUAUGUAAUAAGUUUGAAAAGGUUUUAUCUAGCCGACAAAACGAACAAUAGUAAAAUAUACAGUAGAAUCAACGUACUUUGUUUGGCCAAUAACCAAAGUUACGAUAAAUAUCUUCGACCUAAUGGCCGCGAUAUUAAGAGAUACCUUGAACUAAGAGAUGUUAUAUAUUCUCUAUUGGAUCUGCCUCGAGAUGAUUCCUAUCAUAACCAGGAUUUUCGAAAUUACGAUCAAAUUAAAAAUUCAGCAAUAAAUAUUAUUAGCCAUGUUAACAACACUCAAGAUGAAUACGUAUACAAUCAUUUAAUUUUAAAAAUGUUGUCGGAUAUUUAUACGAACAAGGAAUCCAAACAGAUCCGUUAUUUUAAUAAAAUGGGAUCUCCAUUGCUCAAGGAAAAAUCAAAUAAAAGAUAUCCGUUUCACCAUUAUUUUGACGAUUUUAAUUCCAGCACCGAAGAAUCCUACCCGACCGUUAUAUACUUAUCGAAAAACUCGCGCAAAUAUCAUGCCGACAAUUACGAUAAUCUGGACAAGUUACUGCCGAUUCAAUUAAACAAAUCCAAGAAUAAUAUAUACCUCACUAAUCGGGAGAAAAAUCAAAACGUUAGACCGGGUUUAUUGGUGGAAGGGAAUAAAAAGUAUUUUAGCCAUGAUUCUCUGGAAAGUAACGGCAGCGAAACGUACUAUUACAACAACAAAGUUAUAAUAAAACCGGGCAAGGCGCCCCUCCGCGAUAUAUCUAGCCGGAAAAAAUUUGUCAAGGAUAAGCCUCUGCAUUGCUUAUCCUCUACGCCACCUCCCAGAAACAAAAAAUAUUCCUUCAAAGUCGACGGUAGUUUUGACAGAGGUCAAAUGUACAGCAGUUUAAAUCGCAAGCACGUAAAAAUGAGGGAGUCUAAGCACUUUACAAGGCCUCACCAAGAAUCCGUAGAACGGAAGCAGCUGGAUAAUAUUAACGGUUUUAUGGAUAUUAUUAAAGAUUCAAACGAACUCCAGGGUCCCUUUAAAUUGAGCACGGCGCCUAAUUUGAAAGAAACUUGGAUUGACGGGCCGUAUUCCCCGGAUUUUUUAAAGAAUAUACAAAAUAAAGUUGCCAUGAAUAAAAAUUCCAAUAUCAACUCGUUCCCAGUUAAUGAAAGUAAUAAUACGUUUGUGGCCAAAGUAUGCGAGCUUACUGAUAAUCCAUCUAUCGGUCAACGCAGAACGAGUAAAUUAAAAAAAUUCACUUCUACGAAUUGUGAUUCACUUUUGCAGGUUAUUUCGCGAUCCAACAUGAUUUUACCAAAUGUCACGUCAUCACUAGACACCCAAAAUUUAAUGCUUAAACAUUCGAACAAAACGGAUUUGGAAAUAAAUAUAAAAGAGUUGCAAGUCAUAGGGGACGAAUUGAACAACAUUUUCAAGAAACACGAAGAUUUAGAAAAUGUAUUUAUGAGCGAAAGCGCUGAAGACACAAUGACGGAUUUUAAUCUUUCCUUCGUUGACAUUCCAUACCUCUCGGAAUCUCUGAACCUAAAGAAUAAUCACGAUAACGUAAAAUUCAGUUUUACCAAACCGUGUUUGUAUAGUCAACCUCAAAAACAUUUGACUUCCGAAACCCUUAGAACCACCUCUCAUUCGAUUUCUAUAAGCGAGUUAUCGGCCAAGCAUAAACCGGUAAUGAAAGUUGAUCCUUUUGUCACGUCAACUUAUUGUCACAUGGGUAAAAGGCAUGACAAUAGUACAAAAGAAUCGGCAGAUAUUCAUAAUAGCACAUGGGUGAAAGGUGAAAAUAUAGGCAGAUCCAACAUAUUCGUAGAAAACGAUAUCUACGCCAAUAAUCGUCAUCGCGACAAAAAAAUUUAUCUAAACAAUAGUAUGACAGACAUCUCUUAUACAACGAAGACGCCCACUCAGAACUAUCUGAAAACACGUUAUUACGGUCUAGACGAUCAGCAUCUUACGGAACGACCUCAAUGCUCAAAUAAUCCUCAAUUUCACUGUUAUAAUUUUAAUUUUCUACUUGGCGGGCAAUCGCAGAAACUUGCUUUACCGCACCGUGACAUAGCUUCAACUAAAAAUCAAAGUUCCCUUAAAUUAAAUUUUAAAUUUAAAGGGGAGGAAUCCGUGAAUCGAAACCAGUUGUCAACAAAUUGUUUAACACAUAGCCUUUCGUGUUCAUGUUUUAACAACCUUUUAGGUUUACAUCUUACGGCCGAUAAUCCAAGUCGAGAUGACACGACAUUGAUGAUUACAUCGAACAAAUAUAAACCCACGGAUAUCGAGAACGCCAAUCAUUUUCUAAUCGAACCUCCGAAUAAUUUUGAAUCAAAUUUGAGUAGAGAAGAUUCGUUAAGAUCUCUUUUUAAUUUUUACGAAAAAGAAAAAACGACAUCCUCUUUGAACUAUGAACACAUCUCGGAAAUGGUGACAGCUCAUAAUUUACCUAAAGUAAACUCUAGAGAGAACGGAAGCAGUGGUUACGAAUCGAGUCCAAACAGGACUAACGUUACCGAAUACGAAGUCUGCGCCGGUGAAACGGAAGAUAAAUAUUCUUUAUUGGGCACUGAUAAAUCAAGCCCGGCUUACGAUGAAAUUCGAGAACAAAUACACCCCAUUCACCACCACUAUGAAUCUAUUGAUAAAAUCAAAAAUAGGAAAAUGAUGAAUAAAAACAAAAAUCUAAAAGGCCAACCAAUAACAGUGGAAGUUAUAAGCAAAAACAACGGUGGUGGAAUAAAUGAUGUGAUGCACCGACCCGUGCUCAAAGAUGGCGCAACUUCACCCUAUAUCAAAUCUUCAUGGGCAAAACUAUUUUGUUGUUAAAUUUAAAGCUGAAUCAAGAUUAUUAUUUCUCAUAAAUAAUCAAUUUAUUUGAUUUUAUAAC